AACACGCCCACGCGCUCACGCGAGACCUGCCCGCGACCAUGGUGCCGCUGCCUCCGCCCCGCCUCAUCAUCACCCUCUCGCCUCUCCUUAGACACGCAUCAUUACACUCCGCGCUCCACUUCUUGCCGUGUCGCUUCUCCAGUCCUGUCAUGUCCUCUCUCUUGCUUGCUUGCGGUGCACCGCGAGCUAGCUAUAUAUAGCCAGCCGAGCCGGCUUCUGUUUCCCACUCCCAACAGUGAGGCGACGACAACGGCAGACGAGGCCAUGAACGCCUUCUUUACGUCCCUGGCGCGCGGGCUUGACGACCUUGGCCGUGCCGGAGGACUGUCGUCGCUGCCGGCUCUGCUCCGGGCCGCGGUGCUGCUCAGGGGGCUGCACUCGCAGCUCACGCUCAUGGUCGGCCAGCUCCACCUGCCGCCCGGCGGCCGAUGGCUCGACGAGUACAUGGACGAGACCGCGCGCCUCUGGGACGCAUGCCUCGCCAUCAAGCUCGGCCUCGCCGCCGUCGAGCGCUACUACGCGGCGGCCUCCUGCGCCGCCACCGCGCUGGAUGAUUGGCUCCAGGACCCCUCCCCUCUCUCCACUCGCCAGGUGAUGAGGGCGAUCUCGGCGUCGAGAAGGGAGGCGAUGGCCGCGGAGGAGGAGAACCGCGCGCUCUCGGACGCGAGGAUCGCGCCGCUCUCGCUGCAGCUCGACGAGCGUCUGCUGCUGCGCGGCACGGACGCCAGGCUCACCGGCUUCAACGGCUUCCGGGGGCUCCUCUACGCGCUGCACAACGCGAGCUCGCUCCUCUUGCUCAUCCUCGCCUGCGGCACCGUCUCCUGCUCCUGCAGCGCCGCAGGCAUCCCGUGCGCGGCGGAGGGCGCGGACGCCGGCGGCGGCUUCAUGGCGUCCAUCGCAAUGCUGCAGCAGAGGAUGGCGGAGGAGGCCGAGGACGCCGGCGCGCCGGGGAUCAGGAUGUGCGAGUUAAGGUGCGCGCGCGCCGCCGUGGAGGCCGCGUGCGAGGAGGUGGAGCGAACCGCCGCCGCUGGCCGCAAGUGCGAAGACGGCGGCGUCAAGGACAAGGUGGAGGAGCUGAAGGUGUGGCUGGACGUGCUCCGGACCGGCACCGAGAGCCUGGUGUGCCAACUCGAUAACUUCCUCGACGACAUUGUCGAGGGCAGGAAGGAGCUCUCCGACCUGUGCAGCCAAUGAUCGACCCGUCCGAAUUCCGUCGAUCAUAUCGCAGAGGCUCACAGUCCCGCCCUGAACGAAUGAAUGAAUGAAGCUUGUUGCUUGCU
This is a messenger RNA of Phragmites australis (common reed), 1280 nucleotides long. RefSeq lists its product as uncharacterized. The transcript is spliced from 2 exons. The record is from RefSeq and is a predicted model, not a curated record. Bases 265 to 1194 code for a protein of 309 amino acids. NCBI's taxonomy places the organism in Eukaryota, Viridiplantae, Streptophyta, Magnoliopsida, Poales, Poaceae.